AUGAUUUUCCUACAGGUAGUUCCAAACAAGAGCCAAAAAUCGGUACCCCGUGAACUAACUAGGGCAGUGGUUGCCUUCUAUGCAUACAUGUCUGCUAACCUACCCAGUGAUGUAGCAGCUCCUCAUCAUGUGCUUAUUUUUGACCACGUGAGAACGAAUAUUGGUAAUGGAUAUCAUUCUUCUACAGGGGUGUUCAUAGUCCCAGAGACAGGGGUCUAUGUAUUUAUAUGGAGUUUUAGAAAUGGCGAUGAUGGAGCUCACUCCUCACAGCUCAUGAUUAAUUCAGAGGAGUGGGGAAUAACACACAGUAACACUGCCGUAAACGCUUGGAGCCAGUCCACGGGUUGUGUAGUAGCCCAUGUAAAUAAGGGAGAUGACGUUUUCGUGAAAACAUCAGGUUAUAGCAUUGGAUAUAUUUAUAGUAAUUUUAAUGGUAGAACCUCAUUCUCCGGAUGGAAAAUUGGUUAA
Molecule: messenger RNA, 468 nt
Organism: Saccostrea cuccullata (small rock oyster)
Lineage: Eukaryota; Metazoa; Mollusca; Bivalvia; Ostreida; Ostreidae
Product: complement C1q-like protein 4
Exons: 2
Coding region: 1-468 (155 amino acids)
Molecular function (GO): protein binding
Source: RefSeq, a predicted model, not a curated record